UAAAGGCGGCCGCGCCGCGGAGCCGCCUGGGCUGUGCACCUCCCUGGGAACCCCCUCUCGUGGGUGCUCUUUGAAGUGGAGGAGGCCAGGCGGGGUGCAGGAGCGAGGGGAGAGGCAGCCCCGCCGCCCGCAGUGCACCUGGCGCCGGCUGCCCCCGCCGCUCAGCCCCCCGCUCCAGGAGGACAACCUGCCGACCCACCGGGGCAGGCACAGAGCCGGUGAAAACCCUGAGGGCUCCAGCUGGGCUGAGUCCACGGGCCGCGGUGGGAGACCGAGUCCGGCGGGGCCUCACUCCGUCACUGAGGACACAGCCUCGGCCCACAGGUGUCCUCCACGAGCUCAGGUGAUGGACAGCAGACUGCGGCCUCCUCGCCGAGCCUGGUCCCUGCUGACUGUGGCCCUCGUGGCCGGGACUGUGGCAUCCAGCAGGGCCAUGGGCAGCAACCCAACGGCCAACAGCCUGGAGAGGGGCCCGGACGCCACGGCCUACUGGUGGGGGGAGUGGACCAAGUGGACGGCGUGCUCCCGCAGCUGUGGCCCAGGCGUGAUGUCCCAGGAGCGGCACUGUCUGCAGCAGAGGAGGACGUCGGUCACGGGCGCUGGGAACAGGACCUGCACGGGCACGUCCAAGCAGUACCAGCUGUGCCAGGCGCAGGAGUGCCCGCCGGACGCAAGGAGCUUCCGGGAGGAACAGUGCACCUCCUUCAACGCCCAGAUGUACGACGGGCAGCGGCACCAGUGGAAACCCCUGUACCCCGACGACUACGUCCACAUCUCCAGCAAGCCCUGCGACCUGCACUGCACCACCGCGGACGGCCAGCGGCAGCUCACGGUCCCCGCCCGGGACGGCACGUCCUGCAAGCUCACCGACGUGCGGGGGGUCUGCGUGUCUGGAAAAUGUGAGCCCAUCGGCUGUGACGGGGUGCUCUUCUCCACCCACAUGCCGGACAGGUGCGGCGUCUGCCAGGGGGACGGGAGCAGCUGCACCCGUGUGUCGGGCACCUACCGCAAGGGGAACGCCCAGCUCGGUUACUUUCUGGUGACCCACAUCCCGGCUGGUGCCCGAGACAUCCAGAUCGUGGAGCGGAAGAAGUCCGCCGACGUCCUGGCCCUUGCAGAUGAAGCUGGCGCCUUCUUCUUCAACGGCAACUUCAAGGUGGACAGCCCCAAGAACUUCAACAUCGCCGGCACCGUGGUCAAGUACCGGAGGCCCACGGACGUCUUCGACACUGGCAUUGAGUACAUCGUGGCCCCGGGGCCCACCAACCAGGGCCUGAACGUCAUGGUGUGGAACCAGAACGGCAAGAGCCCCUCCAUCACCUUUGAGUACACUCUGCGGCAGCCGUCCGCUGCCCACCACGGGCAGCCCUUCUACUUGCACUUCUCCGAGCCCCCCUCCGAGAGCGCGGAGGACCCAGAGCUGGACGGGCCGGCGCUGCUGGGCUUCCUCCCACACAACGGCUCGCUCUUCGGCCAGGCCUCCCCCGAGCGGCUGUUUGGAGCCCCGGGCCCCGGGACGGAGCUGGGUCUGAGCAAGGAGCAUAAUGAGGUCUGCAAGCAGGCUGGCGGCACUCCUGGGGGCAAGGGCUUCCGAGAUGGCAAUGCCACAGGGACAGCUCUCUCAGGGGACACGGAGGACCAAGAGGCCGCCUCCCGCCUACCCUCCCAGGGGCUCCUCUUGGCCAGCGUCCUCCCCGGCCAGCACCUGGGCGCAGGCCCUGACUCCCAGGAGCUCACGCUCAACGGGACGACGGGCAGCAGCAUCUUCCUGCAGGGCGCCCCGCGGGGCUCCCCCGCCGAGGGACUCUACGCGGACUCUGAGGAGAGCGAGGGCGCCGGCGCCUACCUGCUCAACGGGUCCUACCUGGCGCUGAGCAGCGACAGGGUGGCCAACGCCUCCUCAGAGGCCCCGUUCCCCAACGCCAGCCUGCCUGCCGGGGCCGGAAACAGGACGCACAAGGCCAGGACCAGGCCCAAGGCGCGCAAGCAAGGCGUGAGCGCGGCGGACAUGUACCGGUGGAAGCUGUCCUCGCACGAGCCCUGCAGUGCCACCUGCACCACAGGGGUCAUGUCGACCUACGCCACGUGUGUCCGCUACGAUGGCAUUGAGGUGGACGACAGCUACUGCGACGCCCUGACGCGCCCAGAGCCGGUCCAGGACCUCUGCGCGGGGAGGGAGUGCCAGCCCAGGUGGGAGACCAGCAGCUGGAGUGAGUGCUCGCGCACCUGCGGCGAGGGCUACCAGUUCCGCAUCGUGCGCUGCUGGAAGAUGCUGUCACCCGGCUUCGACAGCUCCGUGUACAGCGACCUGUGCGAGGCCACCGACGCCGUGCGGCCCGAGGAGCGCAAGACGUGCCGGAACCCGGCCUGCGGGCCUCAGUGGGAGAUGUCCGAGUGGUCCGAGUGCACGGCCAAGUGCGGGGAGCGCAGCGUGGUGACCAGGGACAUCCGCUGCUCGGAGGACGAGAAGCUCUGCGACCCCAACACCAGGCCCGUGGGGGAGAAGGAAUGCACGGGGCCCCCCUGUGACCGCCAGUGGACCGUCUCUGACUGGGGGCCGUGCAGCGGCAGCUGUGGCCAGGGCCGCAUGAUCAGACACGUGUACUGCAAGACCAGCGACGGACGGGUGGUGCCGGAGUCUCAGUGCCCCGUGGAGACCAAGCCCCUGGCCAUCCACCCCUGCGGGGACAAGAACUGCCCGGCCCACUGGCUGGCCCAGGACUGGGAGCGGUGCAACACCACCUGCGGCCGAGGCACAAAGAGGAGGCUGGUCCUGUGCAUGGAGCUGGCCCACGGGAAGCCGCAGACGCGCAGUGGCCCCGAGUGCGGGCUGGCCAAGAAGCCCCCUGAGGAGAGCACCUGCUUCGAACGGCCCUGCUUUAAGUGGUACACCAGCCCGUGGUCAGAGUGCACCAAGACCUGUGGGGUGGGCAUGCGGAUGCGCGACGUGAAGUGCUACCAGGGCACCGACAUCGUCCGUGGCUGCGACCCCCUGGUGAAGCCAGUCGGCAGGCAGGCCUGUGACUUGCAGCCCUGUCCCACGGAGCCCCCAGAUGACAGCUGCCAGGACCAGCCGGGCACCAACUGUGCCCUGGCCAUCAAGGUGAACCUGUGCGGCCACUGGUACUACAGCAAGGCCUGCUGCCGCUCCUGCAGGCCCCCGCACUCCUAGGCCCGGUAGCCACCGGCCCUACGCCUACGCGCCUCGCCGUGGGCUGCCACAGCCUUGUGGCCCCUCCACGGACCCCCGGCUGCAGGGCGCCCGGGCUGCGGGACCGGACGCUGAGCCCCUGCUCGCCCCUGGGAAGGAGGGCCCCAAGUGCGGACUGUCUCCCCCGACAGCCGCCCUGGCCGUGUGCGGGCAGCUGCUCUGAGCCCCGGGGCGGCGCUUCUGCGGACCCCACACCCCAGCACCCAGGGGCGCAGGGCCCAGAGGUGGAGGUGACCAGGCCUCCUGCCCCCGGUCCCCCUCACUUCUCUGGGCUCAGCCCUGGGAAGGUCGUGUCUGCCUCCGGAACAGGGGUGGACGGGGGUGGGGCCGGCAGGAAGGUGCCGGUGGGCCUCCGGCCGGGUCCCGCGGAGGUCUGCCCCUUUUGAGGAGCUCCCACCCCGACUUGGCGCCCGGUGCCCCUUACACACGCUCGCACACCGAGGGACCUCCCGCACCGUGUGCCGGGAGGAGGCGCCCUCUCCCCUGUGCCUGCUCCUGCUCCGUGGUCUCUGUCACUGCCCCCUGUAUGUUAAUAAAGUGGUCGUA
Artibeus jamaicensis (Jamaican fruit-eating bat) is the source of this 3757-nucleotide messenger RNA. It is a transcript of the gene ADAMTSL2, whose product is annotated as ADAMTS like 2. Gene Ontology annotation, cellular component: extracellular matrix. The transcript is spliced from 20 exons. The record is from RefSeq and is a predicted model, not a curated record. NCBI's taxonomy places the organism in Eukaryota, Metazoa, Chordata, Mammalia, Chiroptera, Phyllostomidae. Gene Ontology annotation, biological process: extracellular matrix organization. The coding region runs from base 347 to 3172 and encodes 941 amino acids.